AUGCUAUUGUGUAGAAACAUGGGCCGCCGGUACCUGUGGGUAGAUCGACUGUGCAUUGUCCAAGAUGAUGACGAUCUCAAACUCUCGCAGAUACAGAGCAUGGACACGAUAUAUCAGCAGGCCUUUGCUACUAUCGUUGCCUGCGCUGAUGGUAUUGGCACUGGGUUGCCUGGUCUUGUUGACAGACCACGGCAAGGAACCCUUGAUAACCGAUGCUGGCAUUUGAGUAUCGACGGACACUGCAUCGGAGCUAGCAUGAUCACCAUAUCUGAGGUUGUUGAAAAGUCUGAAUGGAACACUAGAGCGUGGACAUAUCAAGAAAGGUUGCUUAGUCGCCGGCAUUUCUUUUUCGGCGACUCAGACGUCUUCUUCAGUUGCUUCCACGACAAUUCAAGACUUGGUGCAAAGGAGACCGAUCCUAGCGCCCUGCAACGAAUGAGUCGACAAUCGCACGGCCAGGGAUUUGAGACUAGUCUUCGUCAGAGCGAAUCCUACUACGGAAGUUUUGCCGAAAUGUAUGGGUGGCUGACUGAGAGCUAUACUCGUCGAGCAAUGACUUACAGGAGCGACAUCCUGAACGCUUUUGAGGGAGUGCUGAAGGUUUUCUGUUACUUGAGCAACACUCUCGUUCUCUUCGGUAUUCCUGAACGUUUCAUGUUGCAGGCCAUUCUCUGGGGCUACGAAGGCACGCAGGUUUAG
Messenger RNA from Colletotrichum gloeosporioides, 699 nucleotides. RefSeq lists its product as uncharacterized. The record is from RefSeq and is a predicted model, not a curated record. The transcript has a single exon. Lineage: Eukaryota; Fungi; Ascomycota; Sordariomycetes; Glomerellales; Glomerellaceae. Bases 1 to 699 code for a protein of 232 amino acids.